GAGACGGCUCGGGUUGACCCCACCCUAGCUUGGGCUCAGCGCAUGCGCAGAUUGGGGGAAGGUUCUGGAAGACAUCGGCGCUGCCGCCAUCUUGCGGGAAGAAGAGCAGCUCCGGCCACGGCGCCGUUUUCUCUGCCGAGACCCUGAGAAAGAGCUGGGCUCAGAGCCCUUUACACACCUCAAGGAACGGAGAAACCCGGGACCCCCCCGCGGGGACCCGGAGCUGAUUGUGACACGAUGGCGUCAGAUGACUUUGACAUAGUGAUUGAAGCCAUGCUGGAAGCCCCCUACAAGAAGGAAGAGCAAAGGAAGGAGGUGAAAAAGGAUAGCCCGAGCAAUACCAGUACCAGCACCAGCACCAGUACCAGCACCAGCACCAGCAGCACUAGCAACAGUGGAGGAGGUGGCGCCAGUGGAAGCAGCACCAGUGGGGAGACAAGCAAGAAGAAGAGGAGCCGCAGCCAUAGCAGAAGCAAGGAUCGGAAACGCAGCCGCAGCCGAGACCGGGACCGACAUAGGCGAAGAAACAGCCGGAGCCGGAGCCGGGAUCGUCAGAGGCGUCACCGAAGCCGCAGUCGGGAUCGCCGACGUAGUAGCAAGUCACGCAGCCGGGAUCGCCGGCGUGAGGAGCGUGUACGCUACAGGAGUCCUCCCCUUGCUACUGGGCGCAGAUACGGACACAGCAAGAGCCCCCAUUACAGAGAGAAGAGUCCUGUACGGGAGCCUAUUGACAAUCUGAGCCCAGAGGAGCGUGAUGCUCGCACAGUCUUCUGUAUGCAGCUGGCUGCCCGUAUUCGGCCCCGAGAUCUAGAGGAUUUUUUUUCUGCUGUUGGCAAGGUACGUGAUGUGCGUAUUAUCUCAGACCGGAACUCACGUCGCUCUAAGGGCAUUGCCUAUGUGGAGUUCUGUGAAAUCCAGUCAGUGCCACUAGCAAUUGGACUAACAGGGCAGCGGCUGCUGGGUGUCCCCAUCAUUGUGCAGGCCUCUCAGGCUGAGAAAAACCGCUUGGCAGCCAUGGCCAACAACUUGCAGAAAGGCAGUGGUGGUCCCAUGCGGCUCUAUGUUGGCUCCCUACACUUCAAUAUCACUGAGGACAUGUUGCGGGGCAUCUUUGAACCCUUUGGCAAAAUUGAUAACAUUGUACUGAUGAAGGACCCAGAUACAGGCCGCUCUAAAGGCUUUGGAUUCUUAACCUUUUCUGACUCAGAGUGUGCUCGGCGGGCAUUGGAACAAUUGAAUGGCUUUGAGCUUGCAGGGCGACCUAUGAGGGUGGGUCAUGUGACUGAGCGACUGGAUGGUGGCACAGAUAUUACCUUCCCUGAUGGUGGUGAGGAGCUGGACCUGGGUACCGCUGGUGGGCGGCUGCAGCUCAUGGCCAAGUUGGCUGAGGGCUCUGGUAUUCAGCUCCCAACCACAGCUGCUGCUGCCCAGGCUGCUGCCCUGCAACUGAAUGGAGCUGUUCCCUUGGGAGCCCUGAACCCUGCAGCCCUGACUGCUCUUAGUCCAGCCCUGAAUCUCGCCUCCCAGGCCAUUGCCUCACAGUGCUUCCAGCUUUCCAGCCUCUUCACCCCCCAGACUAUGUAAGAGCCCAGCGCUGCUUCCCGGUGCCUCUGGGUUCCGCCACCUCCUUUCUCCAUGUCUGCCCCUCCACAGCCCCCUUCUCCCCACUGCCACGGACCACGCCAGCCUGCGGGCACGGACAUUGGCUCUGGGGCGAUUGGGGACAACACUGGACACCAGGAAGAGCAGCUGCUCCAUGGCCCCACUGGGGACGGACUCUGUGCUGAGCAAAGCCCCCAGCCUGGGGGAGCAGAAUCUGUACAUACAUCGAAUACAAGUGUCUCUCUGUGUAUCGUCUCCCUGGGUGCCCUUCAUUGCCCUUUCCCCAUCUAUCAUUCUCUUUUCCUCUGCUCGUCCCCCAUUCUGGGGGGUGUGGGGGCAACAAAUGAAGGUGCCACCCUUCUCUUCUUUUCCCCUUCCCCUCCCUCUUGGCCUACCAGGGAAAGCCCUUAGGACCUCUGGGUGAAGAAGCCUUUUGAGUUUUGGGGGAAACCUUGUAGAUGCUGGGAUGCAACAAAGAGGCCUGGCAGAUGGAGGUGGACGUAUAUACCUUGUGAAGCCUAUAACCUCAGCUUGGUGCAACCUGAGGCCGGGACUGCUGUAGGCUCAGCGUCUUGCUGGGUGGUACAUGAGACAUCUACCCAUCUAGACAUUCUGGAUGCCUUGGGGGCCCCCCCAGGAGUUGAGUGAAAUAUGGGGUGCCUUUCCCAUGCCCUCCAUCUUCCUGUGUACAGCUCCUCUUCCUUCCAGUCCAUCUUCAUCUCUUUGGCCCAGGCAGGGAGGAAGGAGGGGAGUGAGUACAACCAUUCCCCUCCUCUUCCCCUGUGCCUCCACAGCUGGCACUGCCCCCAUCUCUGCCACUUCUUCCCACUCCCACCCUGGCUCACUUGAGCCCUUUUCACUGGAUUUUAUACCCCUGUGUCUGUGUAUAUAAAUAUAUAUAAACUUUGUACAAAGGGCAGCCCCCAGUAGCGGCAGCUGCUGCCUGCACGUCUGCUGUCUCUGUCGGUUGGUCUGUCUGUCUCUGAUUUUAACUUCUCACGAGCCAAAUCCACGGACGGUUCUAGGGAUAAAAGUUUGUAACGCAAUUGCGUUUUUUUUCUUUUUUUUUCUUUGGCUUUCUCUAAAGAAAUAAAAAUAGACAAAAGGCUCUUCCCCGGGCUGGGCUCCCCAUCUGUAUCCGCGUUGUAGCUCCAAGGCUAUUGGGCUUUUUUCUACUCUUUUACCCCAACCUUAAUGCUGUUAGUCUGUAAUUAAGCCCUGACUCCUUUCCAGGCACUCUAGACUGGAUUCUUCCCUUCCACAAGGUGGCAGUGUUUCACUAUGUACCUCUUGGGCAGGUACAGACCAUCCAAGGGGUUUUGGUCUCUAGACUUACUAGUCCCAGGAGAACCUCUUAAAGCCCUUUAUUUCAUAGAUUCCAGCACCUUGCCAGUCAACAGUGUCUGCGUUGUGAAUUGGUAAUAACCAAAGGGAUUAUGGAAGUUUGCCUCUUUUACCGGGUCAGCUUAAUUUGGUGGCUACUGUUUUUGGCCAGAUCCCUUUAGAUGCUCCUAGGUUUGCUAUCCAUAAAAGAGCGUAGUUUAGGGACUUGAAAUUUAAGGUAAUAUUUAUAUAGUGCUUCAAGGUUUGUAAAGCAGUGCUUCAUAAAUGUUACCUCAUUUUAACUUCAUAGCAAUGUUGAGAAUUGGGUGCUAUUAUCCCCAUUUUAUAAAGGAAUUGAUGCAGAUAAAGGUGAAGUAAUUUGUCCAGGGUCACAUAAAAGUAUCUGAUGCUGGAUUUGAACUCAGGCCUUCUGACUUAAGGUCCAAUUGCCACCUUGCUGCCUCUAGUCAUGCAUAGUUUGAAGGAAAUUAGUUUUUCUGAAGGUUUUGAGGAAGGGAAGGCUCCUUACUUAUAGGAGGUGUAGCACAGAUAAGGAUCCUACGGUGCCCACCAAAAAGCCAGGGGCAGGACCUUCACUCAAUUCACUCUGUUUCUAAUCUCUAUGGCAACAGAAUGUUUAAACUCCCCAUGUCACCAAUCUAAAAAUACAAGUAAUUGCUGUUGUGUCUUAA
This is a messenger RNA of Trichosurus vulpecula (common brushtail), 3617 nucleotides long. RefSeq names its product RNA binding motif protein 23 (gene RBM23). Bases 238 to 1584 code for a protein of 448 amino acids. The record is from RefSeq and is a predicted model, not a curated record. The transcript has 14 exons. Lineage: Eukaryota; Metazoa; Chordata; Mammalia; Diprotodontia; Phalangeridae. Gene Ontology annotation, molecular function: RNA binding. Gene Ontology annotation, cellular component: nucleus. Gene Ontology annotation, biological process: mRNA processing.